This is a messenger RNA of Lachancea thermotolerans CBS 6340, 1671 nucleotides long. RefSeq names its product Cdh1p (gene CDH1). The record is from RefSeq and is a predicted model, not a curated record. Lineage: Eukaryota; Fungi; Ascomycota; Saccharomycetes; Saccharomycetales; Saccharomycetaceae. The coding region runs from base 1 to 1671 and encodes 556 amino acids. Gene Ontology annotation, biological process: anaphase-promoting complex-dependent catabolic process; positive regulation of ubiquitin protein ligase activity; positive regulation of anaphase-promoting complex-dependent catabolic process. Gene Ontology annotation, molecular function: anaphase-promoting complex binding; ubiquitin ligase activator activity; protein binding. The transcript has a single exon. Gene Ontology annotation, cellular component: anaphase-promoting complex.
AUGUCAGAGGAAAUGAGGAACCCCUUCAUAAGUAAUACACCAUCGUCUUCUCCUGCAAAGUCAAGGGUCCAGAGCGGCAACCGCAUAACAAAACGAGACACAUCUUCAUCCUCAUCAUUAACUUCUGUGAACUCCUCGCCCUUGAGGAGACCGCGAUCUAGCAAUGGCGGCUACACUGAUAGGUUUCUCCCCAACAGAACUAACAUGGAUUUGAAGUCUGUUAUCUCUAUUGGUUCGUCCCAACUGCCAAGGCUAGUUCCCUCCGAUUCAGACAAUCACUUAGAAGUAAGAAGGGAACAAGAAGCGCAUGAAACAUUCGAUGCUGUUUUGAAGAAUGAAUUGUUUGGAGAGAAACUAUGCGAAGCUUCCAACGAGAACGAAGACAGUAUCGAGAGGAUUAAGUAUACUGCUACCUUUCCUUACCGCGAGCCUUCUACGCCCCCUAGGUCCCAGGAGGCAUCUGGAAGGGACGCAUUGUUGUCGCCUUCUCCAUCAAGCCCUGCAACUCCACGGCGCCUUACUUUCGAAAAUCACUCAAAGCCCAGCAGCAGUAGUAUGCGAGGCGCUAGCUUGCUAACGUACUGCGAAAAGAAAGCGUCGAGACCAUCGGCAGCUUCGCUGCUACAAAGUCAGUAUUCCAGUUCAGCAUCACCAGUACGACCUGACUCAAAAAAACUACUUCUAUCCCCAAGCAAAAAGGUACGGCAAAUUUCAAAAAUCCCCUUCAGGGUUCUUGACGCGCCCUCACUAGCUGACGAUUUCUAUUAUGAUCUCGUUGACUGGUCCAGCGCUGACAUGCUUGCAGUUGCGUUAGGUAAAUCUAUCUUUCUGACAAACAAUAAUACAAAUGAAGUGGCUCAACUUGCCAAAACCGACGACGAUUAUACAAGUUUGAGCUGGGUAGGAGCUGGCUCUCACCUGGCUGUGGGUCAAGCAAACGGGCUCGUGAAAAUUUUUGAUGUCGAGAAGAAGCGGUGCAUACGAACUAUACCAGGUCAUAUCGAUCGCGUCGCAUGUCUCUCUUGGAAUAAUCAUAUUCUGACAUCGGGAAGCAGAGACCGGAGGAUUUUGCACAGAGACGUUAGGACGCCCGAGCCAUGUUUCGAAGAAAUCCGCACGCACAAGCAGGAGGUAUGUGGAUUGAAGUGGAAUGUUGACGAAAAUCAAUUAGCAUCUGGUGGGAAUGACAACGUCGUUUUUGUUUACGAUGGAACGUCCAGAAAACCCAUUCUCACACUUGCUGAGCACACAGCAGCCGUCAAGGCUAUGGCUUGGUCCCCACAUAGACGCGGGGUCUUGGCUACGGGUGGAGGAACAGCUGAUAAGAGGUUAAAGAUAUGGAACGUCAGAACAUCAACAAAGCUCCAUGACGUGGACACCGCCUCACAAGUUUGUAACAUGAUAUGGUCCCGCAAUACAAAUGAAAUCAUAACUUCGCAUGGGUACUCUAAAUACAACCUAACGCUGUGGGAUGGGGUGAAUGCUGAACCUAUUGCCAUCCUCAAAGGGCAUAGCUUCCGUGUUUUACACAUGACACUUUCGGCAGACGGAACAACCAUAGUAUCUGGAGCAGGUGAUGAAACCCUCAGAUACUGGAAGCUUUUUGACAAGCCCAGACCACAAGCGCAUGCUGCGUCCGCACUUCUAAGCACAUUUAAUCAAUUAAGGUAG